Molecule: messenger RNA, 901 nt
Organism: Leguminivora glycinivorella
Lineage: Eukaryota; Metazoa; Arthropoda; Insecta; Lepidoptera; Tortricidae
Product: 3-oxoacyl-[acyl-carrier-protein] reductase FabG-like
Exons: 1
Coding region: 53-820 (255 amino acids)
Source: RefSeq, a predicted model, not a curated record
GCUACGAUCAUUAGUAAAAAAAACUGAAGAGUAUAAAUAAAUACAAUUAAAAAUGUUCAAUAACAAAGUGGUUAUUGUGACAGGAGCAAGCUCAGGAAUAGGAGCAGCAGUGGCAUACUUAUUUGCCAAAGAAGGUGCCAAUGUAGCAAUAGUUGCCAGAAAUAUUGCUAAAUUGACCGAAAUUGGCAAGAAGAUUGAAGAAACAGGCAAGAAAGCACUUAUCAUUCAAGCUGAUAUAUCAAACGAUGAAGAAGCUGAAACAGUUAUCUCAAAAACUAUUAACAAUUUUGGAAAACUGGAUAUACUUAUUAACAAUGCUGGUAUAAGUUCACAAGGAUCUAUAAUGGAUGGAAAAAUAGUCGAAGCGUACGAUGAAGUUAUGAAGACUAAUGUACGAGCUGUGAUUAAUCUUACAAAAUUAGCUGCUCCAUAUCUAGCUAAAACUAAAGGUAAUAUAAUAAAUGUCUCAAGUGCUGCUGCUUUCAGACCAAGCAAGGAACCAAGUAGCUCACCAUAUUAUAUAUCUAAAGCAGCUUUAGACCAUUUUUCACGAUGUGCAGCUUUAGAACUAUCUUCAGAAGGAAUAAGAGUGAAUACAGUCAACCCUGGACCUGUAGACAACGACUUUUUCACAAACAACGGAGGAGAAAUGAGUGAUAAAAGUGAACAUAAGAAAAUUAUGGAAGAUUUUACAGCGCUCGGUUAUCUUUCUACGAAUGAAGAUAUUGGAGAAGUGAUAAUGUUUUUGGCUGGUGAUAAAGCUAGGAGUGUUACUGGAUCUAGCUAUUCGAUUGAUAGUGGUAUUCUUUUAAAGUAUUAAACACAAAAUAGUAAUGCAAAUUUCUUGUGGAGUAAAUACUUAAUAUCAGUAGAUAGAACUAGUACUAAAUUACAGUUUUGU